Molecule: messenger RNA, 966 nt
Organism: Penicillium argentinense
Lineage: Eukaryota; Fungi; Ascomycota; Eurotiomycetes; Eurotiales; Aspergillaceae
Product: transposase
Exons: 1
Coding region: 1-966 (321 amino acids)
Biological process (GO): DNA integration
Molecular function (GO): nucleic acid binding
Source: RefSeq, a predicted model, not a curated record
AUGGCAACUAUCGGGGAUGUCGAGAUGAUCCUCGAUAACGGCACAAAGCAGGGCGGCAAAGUGCGCGUCCACAACGUCCUGUAUAUUCCAGGACUCCGCUUUAACUUGUUUAGUGCAUCAAAAUUAGCCGACAAAGGAAUCACAGCGGAGUGCCGGGCGAAGAGCCUUAUCCUGCACCGACAGGACGGCUCAGUCCUCGCACGAGGCAGUCGAAGUGAACACAACUGGCUAUUGAAUGUCAGAAAGGUCAUCCAGCACUCGCAAACGACUAUACUCGACACAGAGACGGUCCAAGUUACCCCAAGGGUAGUGACCUCCGCAGAGAGAACGGACGCAGUCACGAAACUUGACCGCAGCAAGCCGAAUGUCAUGACCUGGCAUCGCCGUCUCGGCCAUCCAGGUAUGAAGGCAGUAGCCGAAGCGGCUAGCACUGCUACUGGCAUCGACAUCAAGGGACUUUCAAUCCCGAAGCAGCCUUGCAAACCAUGCACUAUUGCAAAGGCACACCAGAACAUACGCCGUACGAUGCCAAGGUUGCGCCGCUCCACCAAGCCAGGAGAACUCGUCCACAUCGAUGUCGGUGGAGGCGGAAAGCUAUGCCGGUCGCUCGACGGAGGGCGCUACUGGAUAGCAUCCAUUGAUGACUAUGACAGCUGGGCAACCGUCAAGUUCUUGAGACACAAGCAUGGCGCCAAAUGGGCCAUCCAGGAGUUCGCCAAAGAGUACGAACGAGACCAUGAAACUAGAAUCGAAAGUUUCCACUCGUUGUCCGACAUCGCUCAGGAAGCUAUUAUCCCAGGAACAGCUGCACCGCAGGUCCCACAGCGAAGGGAUUCAAUCGUGGCCAUCCAGUCUGAUCACGGAGGCGAAUUCAUCGAUAUGCAGCUACAGCAGUGGGCAAAGGACCGCAACAUCGCACGGUUCCUAUCCGCGCCGUACACCCAUCAGCAAAACGGCAAGAUUUAA